GCUGAGGUGUGGUUUACAGGUGCAAAUUCAGGAAAGGCCUGUUCCCGGGUAGCCACAAGCGAGACAGGUCCCUCCCCUUGCCUCUUGUGUCUGGAUGCACACUCUCUGAACUCUCAAACCAUUUGACUUCAACCUACCUCGAUCAUCUCACCCGAGUCCUACCGGCAACACUCAGGUAGAGGAACCAAACAUGAAAUUGCCUCUGGGCAUCACACUUGCACUCUUCUUGAUACUUCAGGCGUUCCAAGAAGCGUCCACCCAGAUACCUGAGGAUUGGGAAAGAUAUAAUGGGACUACAGGCGAAGAAGGAGAGCAGAAUUCCACAAAGUUGGAUCAGAUGCCUGAGCAGUCCUUUGCUGACACAGAAGAAGCUAGUUCUGAUGGUCCCAUUGCUACAGCACCACCUACUGUGACUGCACUUAAUACAAGUUCUGAGCACUUAGAUACAUCAGCACAAUCCAACGAAACACUGACACAGAACAGCGCCACAAAUACCUCCACACCAGAGCCAGAACACACAAAUGAAUCUACUCUUAAUGACACAUAUACCAGUCCACAUCCUGAGACUACCACAACAGAGAGCAGCCAUGAUGAAUCGGGUUCUGGAUAUUUUCCCUCAGAUGAUGUACCCAGCAGCAGCACUACUAAGAGUCCGACCACCACAAUAAAAGACGAAAGCGUCCAGAACAAAACUACAGUGAGUCCAACUCAAACACCAGUACACAGAAGCACAACGGCAGCAAUUGGACCGACCGUCUCUGAGAACGUCACGACUCCUGCCCUGUCACACAGUGAGGAUACGAACCAGACCGAACCUACUGACACCAGAGAGAAUUCUGAAAGAGGUUUAUCUUCAGAUGUUACCGAAAGCAAGAAAGGGCAGACAUGGACUGUUGUCCUAGUCAUUGGGAUUAUAUUGGGGGUCUUGGCCUUGGGAGCAUUUAUCAUCCUGAAUCGAAGAAACAAAAGAGACUUCUCACACAGAAAACUUGAGGAAGAGAUGUCACCUGAUCCAGUUCUCCGAUUGGAUAACAGUGAGCCACUCGACCUGAAGUUUGAGGGAUUUGGUUACUACAAUCCAGGACUACAAGGGGACAACAUCCAGAUGGCCAACUUUCCACAGGGACAUUCAAAAUGAGAACAAAUCUGUGAUGCCAUAGACAUUUUUUUAUAUUGCAGCACCCAUGUGAAGACAAAAGAAUGUAAUUAAGAAAUUAUAGUAAUUUUUGCCAACUCAAUCAUUAGGCAAUUUUGCAUAACUAAACAAUAAAAA
Messenger RNA from Carassius carassius (crucian carp), 1273 nucleotides. Its product is annotated as mucin-15-like. Bases 191 to 1138 code for a protein of 315 amino acids. The transcript is spliced from 4 exons. Lineage: Eukaryota; Metazoa; Chordata; Actinopteri; Cypriniformes; Cyprinidae. The record is from RefSeq and is a predicted model, not a curated record.